GAUGCCACUUGCAGCACAUGGGUGGGAACAAACAUUUCAUAUCUGUCUGAGGAAAAAGCACUUGGCUCAUUAAUAACGCGACUAAUCUCCGGUUUGACCCGGGACCGUCCUGACUGAACACAUCGGCUCAGAGGCAUUCAGACAUGCUGCUGGACGCGCAGAUGUGCGUCCUGCGGGGCUUUGUAACAAGCAGCGAGACAGCGGAGUGGAAGCAGACUGUUACCAAGACUGCAGAGGCGGGCUCUCUGCUGGAGUCUUUGAUUGAAGGAGACUUUGAAGCGGUCCUGCUGAAUCCCCAGGUGUUAGACCUGCUCAAUGGAGAUGGCACCUGCACUAAAGGGGAGGACAUCGAGGCCUACCUGGAGAGACGGGUCAUGUUGUACCUGACCAGCGGCAGCAAAGAUGAUCAGAGCAACAGGGAGCUAGCUGUGAUGAGUCUGGCUGCUUCCUGUCUCAACAUGUUCGCUCAGAGUAACUGGACUGGUCCUCCCGUCUCCAUCCAUGUGUCUGACCUGCUGCCCCCUGCCCUGCUCUCCUCUCAACCCAAGACCCUGGUGGAGAUGAUCCACUCCAGUCUGCUCCUGGAUGGGGAGUCAGUGUACAGCCUGGUGGCCAACUCCUUCCUCCUCCUGCUGGCCAGGGUUAUUCUCACCAAGUGCUCCUCCAAGAUGGACAGCCUCCAGCUGCUCCCCUGGUGGACCCUGCGCUACAUCAACCUGCACCAGCAAAUCCUAGAGGCCUGUUCUCCACAGCUCCUCCACUUAGCCCAAAGCAGCAUGGACAAAGUGAUGAGCUGCAAGUCUAUGUUCUCGGAGCAGAGGAACCUGGCGAUCCAGUUCCACUUGGAGUGUGUGUACACUAACCUGACCUACUAUGAGUACCAGGCAGCCAAGGAGCACAUCAAGGCAGCCCAGGAACUCUCAAAGCUCAGUAUCAACAUGACUGGUGCUCUUGGCAAACGUACCCGUUUUCAGCAGAAGUACUUGGCUCAGCUCAUCCUGGAGGUGAAGAGAAUGCAGGACCAGCCUGAGCAGACACACACUGAAGCAUCUCCUGUCCCUACACCUCUGGCUAUGCUGCCCAAGGACUGCAGUUUGGAUGAUGACACUGUGUUGGAUAAGAUCAAUUUAGCGGAGCCAGAUGAGUAUGAGCUGCCUGACCUCAGCGCUGAAGAUCAGGCCGUCAUCCUGGGCCUUUGCACUGACUUCCAGAAGAACAACCCUGUCCACAAACUGACUGAAGAGGAACUCCUGGCCUUCACAUCUUGUAUACUGUCUCAGCCUAAAUUCUGGGCUGUGCAGGUCACGGCGCUUUGCCUCAGGGCCAAACUGGAAAAAGAGAAAUCCAGGUGUGUUGAGAGAGCCAUGAUGCAAACCCAGGUGAUAGUCGACCACUUUGAUGACAAGAACUGUCCCGUGAACGAACGCCUCAAAAUCUUCUACUGCUGCAAUGCUCAGCCCAGAUGGGUCGUUCAGAAACAGCUGGCCGGCCUGCUGACAGACCUCGGCUGCAUGAGUUCAGCUCUGCUCAUGUAUGAAAAGCUGGAGCUCUGGGAGGAUGUGGUUAUCUGCUAUGAGAGGCUGGGCCAACAUGGCAAGGCUGAAGACAUCGUCCGUAGGGAACUGGAGAAGAAGGAGACUCCCAGUAUGUACUGCCUGCUGGGAGACAUCUUGAGGGAGCAUCAGUACUAUGACCGGGCGUGGGAGCUGUCAGGUCAACGCAGCGCCAGAGCCAUGCGCUCUAAAGCCCUGCUGCACCUCCGCAAAAAGGAGUUCCAGCAGUGUGUCGACUGCUUUGAGCAGUCGCUCAAAAUCAACACCAUGCAGCUCGGAGUGUGGUUUUCUCUUGGUUGUGCCUACUUUGCCCUGCAGGGCUAUGAGGGAGCUGCCAAAGCGUUCCAGAGGUGUGUGGGACUGGAGCCAGACAAUGCAGAAGCAUGGAACAAUCUCUCCACAGCUUACAUUCGCCUCCGCAAGAAAGACAAAGCCUUCCACACCUUACAGGAAGCCCUGAAGUGUAACUACGAACACUGGCAGAUCUGGGAGAACUUCAUCGCCGUGAGCACUGACAUCGGGGACUUUGCCGAAGCCAUCAAGGCCUAUCAUCGUCUGAUGGACCUCAGGGAAAACUACAAGGACAUCCAGAUUCUACAGAUUCUGGUCAAGGCAGUCGUGGAAAACCUGACAGACAGUCAUGGUGGGCAGGCGAGUUCUCUAGAGCCCAAACUGAAGGAGCUCCUGGGUCGGGUCACUUCCCGCCACAGCAGUGACGCUGAGAUUUGGCGGCAGUAUGCUCUGCUGUAUGGUGAUGGCCACAGCUCCAACCCAGAGGAUAACGAAAAAGCAUUGCAGUUCCUGUCUAAGGCCCAUCGCUGUGAGGUUCAGGCUGGCGGCUGGGAGAAGGAACCUGCUCUCUUCAAGGAGGCCAUCACAAGAGCCAUCAAUAUGGGCAAUGUGACCAUCAGCUGCAGUAAGAAGAAGAGUAAUCCAGCAGAAGCUCUUCAGAUGCUCUCCUCCACCCGCCUCAGCCUCAGGAGUCUGGUCACCAGAGCAAAGCAAAUGCACACUGAUGUGGCCACGGGUCAGGUCCAUGCUGAGCUGCAGGAUGGAGUCUCUACGCUGGAGCAAGUCAUCACUGAGCUGCAGGAACUGAGUGGGAAGCUGCGUGACCAAUCACAGUGACCAUCCUCACAGAAGUGCUCCCCACCCGCCCCCCGCCCCCCUUUCUCCUGAGUCUCCUGAGCAGUGCGAGACUCUACAUCUGCAGUCUGCAGCUUUGUGUAACAUUAAAGUACAACUGAAGAGGACUCACUUCAUAAUCAUGUUUUUAUACCUGUCUGUUCACAUUGGAGCUUAACAGUGACUGUAAGGCAUCAAACAAUAAAACA
Molecule: messenger RNA, 2887 nt
Organism: Scomber japonicus (chub mackerel)
Lineage: Eukaryota; Metazoa; Chordata; Actinopteri; Scombriformes; Scombridae
Gene: ttc27
Product: tetratricopeptide repeat domain 27
Exons: 20
Coding region: 144-2681 (845 amino acids)
Molecular function (GO): protein binding
Source: RefSeq, a predicted model, not a curated record